Molecule: messenger RNA, 1098 nt
Organism: Hydatigera taeniaeformis
Lineage: Eukaryota; Metazoa; Platyhelminthes; Cestoda; Cyclophyllidea; Taeniidae
Source: the annotation of a GenBank genome assembly
AUGAGAAAGCUUGCAAACUGCGAUAUGCUACAUCGAGUCACUGUUUUCCUCAACCCCUUUGCACGGCAAAGAGCAAUACUAGAUAAAUUCGACGAAGAUGCGAUGCCACUUCUACAAAUAAGUGGUUUAGAUGUACAGAUGGUGUAUCUCGAUGAUGAUGACGAAGCAAAGAAAUAUUCAAAUGUGCUAGAUCCUGAUAGCACUGAUGCGAUUGUUGUUGCUGGUGAUGACAAUCUCUUGGCUAAGCCAGAUUCUUGUAAGCAGGAAGUCUUUGCAAUGACUGGAGUCGAAUGGAGUUGCUGGCGCGAUGUGGAGUACGGUGGCGGUGGUCGCUCACUGACCGCUUCCCGUCCUGCCAACCAUAAACCUCGCCUUUCCAGCCCUCCAAGAUGGAUGGACGCUGGCACUGUCAAUCUUAAUACCGUCAAGACUUCUUUUAGCUCUCCUUACGGGUAUUAUUCGUUUCGCCAAUGUGUCAAGAGAGUUUGUGCUGUCUGUCGUCAUGCUUUGGCCUAUGUCUGCGCCCCUGCUUUCGAUCCCGCGUCCCCUGCCGCGGAGCAAUUAGAGACGGCCAGAAGGAAAGGGAAACCUCUUCAACGGGGAUGUGCAAAGCAAGCAGUCCUUAUCGUAAAACCGGUGUGCUCUGGCUGUAAAAAGUGCUGGAGAAGGAAGUACAGGCUGGCGGUGCCAGAAGUCCCACGAAAAUCAUCGUGGUUCGGUCGACUUUUCGGCUUAUCAUCAUACUCUGUCGCCAAAAAGGACAAAAGGACGCUCGAAGCACAGAAUUGGAGGCUUCCAGAUCACGAAAACCCUGAAUGUGGUUUGGAAAAGCGUCUCACUGUACCUCCGGCCUCACGUAUCGUUCUUGCUCUUGACGGGGACAACAUCCGUGUCAACGUGACACCAGCAGCACAGAGUCUGGUGAGCUACGUGCGACAGGCCAUGGAGAAUCUUACGUCGCCGGCUUAUCAUUGUGAUUUUGCGGAGCCUUCCACCCUUUCUUAUCUCUGCUCUUCCGUCAUCCUCUGCCCCUCGAGGACUGAUGUCUUUACUCCAGGAUUCAACAUGGACGAAAUGAAGGAUUGGUUUUCUACCUAG